AUGUCAAUUCCAGAAAAUUUAUGUAGGAGUAGUGGGGAACUUCGUCGAGAAAUUGCUCGUUCUAAUGGUUUUUCUGGCGGUACUCAAAGCCCAUUUGAAACUGCACGAUCUUAUACUGUUCUUAGAGGCAGUUCAGCUGGAUCAGCUUUCAAGGAGAACAGGUCGUCCUUGAGGAGUACUACCUCUUCAACGGCUUCUCGCUCGAUAUUGCCAUAUGUGACACACUAUAGUGAUUCGGGAUUUUCAAGCACGCUAAGUAGCGGCUCAAGUUGUUCAUAUCUACCACCGCCACCUCCAUAUCGGAUGCGCGGUUCUGGAAAAGCGCAUCGAAUACAUCGUAGUCUAAGUGAUUCGAGAUAUGCAUCUGGAACUGGUUGCCAACAAAUUAGCCAUAUUCGUGGUCAACCCGGUGGUAGUGUCAAUAUAUUGCAGGAACUCUAUCAUACGCAACGCGGUAGUAGUUGGACUUCUAGAGUAAGUGAUCUUAUCUCUUUCUAUUUAAAACAUAAUUGA
Messenger RNA from Dracunculus medinensis (Guinea worm), 513 nucleotides. The record is from the annotation of a GenBank genome assembly. Lineage: Eukaryota; Metazoa; Nematoda; Chromadorea; Rhabditida; Dracunculidae.